Plasmodium adleri (nom. inval.) is the source of this 855-nucleotide messenger RNA. Its product is annotated as glideosome associated protein with multiple membrane spans 3. Lineage: Eukaryota; Apicomplexa; Aconoidasida; Haemosporida; Plasmodiidae. The transcript has 3 exons. Bases 1 to 855 code for a protein of 284 amino acids. The record is from RefSeq and is a predicted model, not a curated record.
AUGUGGUUUACAACUAGACAAGACGGUCUUGACGAUAACUGUCAUACCAACCGAGGUCCAUGUUUUCAAGUUAGUGGUUUUUUUGGAACAACAUUAAGAAUUGGUUUUUUUUUAGAAUUUAUUGCAUUGACCUUUUUAUUUAUGUCUUAUUGGUCAAAUGGAGGAAAAGGAUUAUUUAGCUAUGAUUUAAAAAAUAUAAAUGAUGAAUAUAGAUUAGAUCAAACAUUCAGAAAUUCAAUAACCCUAUGGACAGGUGUCUAUUUAAUAGGGGCAAUCUUUAUUAUGUCCUUUCAAGUUCUCCUUGCGGAUGAUACAUGUUGGGCAAGAGGAUAUAGAGCUGGAUCCAAAAUUUUAAGAUUAGCUUCCUUUUUGGACACCAUAAGUGCAACAUUACAAUUUAUUUUUUAUUUAUACAUAUCUAAAUUUUAUACAAGAAAAUGGUAUGUUCAUUUUAAUGAAGGUGGAAGUGAAUGGGUAUUUUUUAUAUUUGUGCGUUUGGUUCAUGCUUUUUCCUGUUUAUUAUACGGAUUAGCUGCAUACUUAUUAGAAGUAUAUCAUGAUGAGGGAGCAGGAGAUUUACAUGCAUAUAUAAAUGGUGUGAUGUUUGUUUUUGCGGGAUUAACAGAAAUUUUUGUAAUAUUUUGCAAUUCCGGAUGCUACUCUAAUUUAUUAUUAUGGCUUGCCUUAGGUGCAGUUUCUUUAUGGUCAUAUUAUUUCGAACCCGAAGUCAACCAUGUCUCUCCAGCUUUACAUGAAACAGAAUUAACUAAUGACGUUGAACAACAAGUAGAAAAAUUUUCACGCUAUACUCCAUAUCCUCAAGAUACCAAUCAAAAUGCAUACUAUCCAGCUUAA